CCACGGAGAUUUUUUCUUCUUGGCUCACUGAAAACUGAAAGAUCACAAAUUCUCACAAAAUCGAACACUGAAAUCGAUCUGAUAAAUUAAUUUCUGCACUUAAUCGGCGUCAGCUCGGGAGAAGCUACUGAAAAAAGAGGAUUUUUGGAAGAAAUCGCGGUGGAGACUGUGGAAUUGGUUCCAUUUUCGGGGGAAAUUGUUCAGAGGAACAGAGGAAUGGCCUUGUUAAAUCAGGAAGUGAAUGUGAUAUCCCAGCCCCUUGACUUCAAUAGAAAGAGGAAAUCAAGAAGCCGCAAGGGCGGAACCAAGAGUGUAACAGAGGUUCUUGAGAAGUGGAAGGAAUACAACACCAAGCUCGAUGAUGAUAAACCCGCGCUUAAGGCGCCUGCCAAGGGAUCGAAGAAGGGGUGUAUGAAAGGGAAAGGUGGACCUGAUAAUAGUUUGUGCAAUUACAGAGGGGUUAGGCAGAGGACAUGGGGUAAAUGGGUGGCCGAGAUCCGGGAGCCUCACCGGGGGAGCAGGUUAUGGCUAGGUACCUUUGGCACAGCGGUGGAAGCUGCACAUGCUUACGAUGAGGCGGCCAAGGCAAUGUAUGGACCCUGUGCUCGGCUUAACUUCCCGGGAUAUAGUUCAUCGGCUUCAGGGACGACUGUUUCGUCGUGUGAAUCCACAAACUCUAGCGUGUCCGAGGUCUGUUGCAAUGGGGGUUUGCAGAAGCUUGAAUUACCUAAUGUGAAGACGGACCAAAGUAGACUGAAUGAUGCUAGCACCCCCAUGAGUGCAAUCAAGGAGGAAGUGGUGGAAGUUGCCCCGGGAAGGGAGGAGGACGCGAAGGAGGAGGUUAAGCAAGAAUCCGAGGCUUCUUUCGGUAGUGCGGCUGAUAGACCACCUAAUGCCGAGGAAUUCUCAUUCGACGAGAUGUUUGACGUGGAAGAGCUGCUCUCUUCUCUGGAAAACGGCCCGUACAGCACUUCAGGAUUGUACGGAGGCCAGGCCGGGUAUGGUGCGAAUGGAGGUCAAAUGGACGGUCCUAUACAUCACGAGCAGCAGGCGGGUUCCGGGGGUGAUUACGGUCUCGACUUCCUGAAGCCCGGGAGGCAGGAGGACUAUGAUCUCUUGCUGACUGAUCUAUUGUUAGAUUUGGAUUCGGACUUGGCCAUGUGAAGCGUUUAAGCGGAUGGUCUUGAAAAGUAAAGAUAGAUAUAUACAUUGUGUUCUUUAAAGGCUGGACCUUUGAGUUGUGUGGGUGUUUCCCAGUAUAUUAACAGAAAACUUUUUUGGCCCCAGCUUGCUUCUACCCUCAGCAAGUUUGUGUAUCCAUUUCAUACUAACAAAUUAAUUUUUUUUGUUUUCUUGUUGUGAGGGUUUGGUUGUGAUAACAAUAGGAUGUUUCUCCAAAAGUUUUGAAUGUGAGGGAGAAGCUGCUGAGACUCUUGAGUGAAGUAGGUUUAGAGAUUUUGUUCUGUACAUUCUGUUUGCUAUAGUGAAACUUUAUACUAUUA
Molecule: messenger RNA, 1502 nt
Organism: Salvia hispanica
Lineage: Eukaryota; Viridiplantae; Streptophyta; Magnoliopsida; Lamiales; Lamiaceae
Product: dehydration-responsive element-binding protein 2C-like
Biological process (GO): response to stress; positive regulation of DNA-templated transcription
Cellular component (GO): nucleus
Molecular function (GO): DNA-binding transcription factor activity; transcription cis-regulatory region binding
Source: RefSeq, a predicted model, not a curated record